GCGCCAAUGAUUGGUAAUGCUUUGGGUAGUAUUUCUGUAGUAUCUUAGAAGUGGGGAGAACUUGUGAACUUAUAUAAAACAAUUACUUAUCGUAUGGUGAGACUUUGUGUUGUGAAUUGUUGUGUUCGUUCGUGAUUCGAUCUUUUAGGUUACACCAAUUUUCCUGAACUGAAAUUCUUUUUAUUCUUGAAAAAACUGAAAGAUCAAGCAUGUCUGCAUCACCGAUUGCUAGGCAAGCUACCCAGAGCCAAAACAUACCUUCCAAACGAGUCGUUAUUAACGAUCCCAGUCAGUUACCUAUUGAUUAUUCAUCUACCCCCGGUGGAACGCUUUUUUCAACUACGCCCGGAGGUACACGUAUUGUUUAUGAACGUGAUUUCUUGAUGAAUUUACGAAAUUCUCCCAUAUCACGAACACCACCACGAAAUAUGCCAUCCAUACCCGGAGAGUUAUUAAAAAAUACAUCAAAUCUCUCAACAUCAACGAAAAAUCAAAUUAACAAAGAUACUCCAGUAAUUGAAGAAUCUGCAGAACAAUUUGAGAUGGACAUGUAAGAAACUGUAAUUACAAUAUAUUCAUGUUGUGCCAGCCACUUUAAUGAAUAGUAAGAAUCAAUAUAUAACAGAAAAAUAUAUUAGCAAUUUUUAUAUAACUAUGUGCCAUUAGGGGCCUUAAAUAGUAAUAAGUGUUUAUAACAUCUAAAAAUGUUAAAUGUAAUUGAUAUAGUUACACUGAUUCAUUGCAUUAUCAUCUUAUAUGCUAAUAAAGGUGACAAAAAAUUUUUAUCAGUACAUUCAUGUUUGCACUAUUGGAUGUAUUACUUUAUAAUUUCACAUAUAUUUGUACUACAUGAAUAAAUGAUAUUUUGAUAAUAAAA
Messenger RNA from Bombus impatiens (common eastern bumble bee), 877 nucleotides. It is a transcript of the gene Thor, whose product is annotated as eukaryotic translation initiation factor 4E-binding protein 2. The coding region runs from base 210 to 554 and encodes 114 amino acids. NCBI's taxonomy places the organism in Eukaryota, Metazoa, Arthropoda, Insecta, Hymenoptera, Apidae. The transcript is spliced from 4 exons. Gene Ontology annotation, biological process: negative regulation of translational initiation. The record is from RefSeq and is a predicted model, not a curated record. Gene Ontology annotation, molecular function: eukaryotic initiation factor 4E binding. Gene Ontology annotation, cellular component: cytoplasm.